AUUGGUCCGCCAGAUGGCACUCAAACCCAACACGGAACUGCACGAGGAAGCGGCAGACAAAAACAAGAGAUAGCGGUGCUUCUAUGGGAUAAAAAACAUAUAUACGGAUGCUGUGCCUGGCUCAAAAGGAAAAUGUCAGCUAAGGAGGGUGGAGAUGGUAAAAAUGGUCCAACUGUGGCCAUGUCGCCUGAAAGAAUGACCACUGACAAAGGCAGAGAAAACCAGAACCAGCAUGGAGUCGAGGCGACAGGAGGCACAGCAGACACCAGCACAGCAGCGAAAAACUUGGCGCUGCUUAAAGCACACUCUCUGGAUGUGAAGUUUGAUGUCGGAGAGGAGUAUGAUGUUAUAGAAACCAUUGGCACCGGGGCCUAUGGUGUUGUUUCAUCAGCCAGGAGAAGGGACAAUGGCCAGCAGGUGGCGAUAAAGAAGAUCUCCAAUGCAUUUGAAGUGGUGACAAAUGCCAAACGCACAUUGAGAGAGCUGAAGAUUCUCAAGCACUUCAAACAUGACAACAUUAUUGCCAUCAAAGACAUCCUGCAGCCGAAUCUCCCUCACUCUGCUUUCAAGUCUGUGUACGUGGUGCUUGACCUCAUGGAGAGCGACUUACACCAGAUCAUUCACUCUGCCCAGACACUCACCUCAGAGCACACCCGCUACUUCCUGUACCAGCUCCUCCGUGGCCUUAAGUAUGUGCACUCUGCCAACGUCAUCCACCGUGACCUCAAACCCUCCAAUCUGUUGGUGAACGAGAACUGUGAGCUAAAAAUUGGCGACUUUGGAAUGGCGAGGGGUUUAAGUUCACACCCUGAGGAAUCUCAUUCCUUCAUGACUGAAUAUGUGGCGACUCGGUGGUACCGCGCUCCUGAGCUCCUCCUGUCUCUGAAUCAUUAUAGUUUAGCAAUCGACUUGUGGUCCGUUGGAUGCAUCUUUGCUGAAAUGUUGGGCCGUAAGCAGCUUUUUCCUGGGAAGCACUACGUCCACCAGCUUCAACUAAUUUUGUCCGUGUUGGGCACCCCUCCCGAUGGUUUGAUUGGCACUAUUCGGGCUGACCGAGUACGCUCCUAUGUCCAGAGUCUUCCAUCACGGACUGCUGUGCCUUUGGCUAAACUGUACCCACAGGCUGAACCAGAGGCGCUGGACUUGCUGGCGGCCAUGUUGCGCUUUGACCCUCGUGAGCGAAUCAGCGUAACUCAAGCGCUGGAGCAUCCGUACCUGGCCAAGUACCAUGACCCAGAUGAUGAGCCAAUUUGCGUGCCAGCGUUUGACUUUGAAUUUGACAAGCUCCAGAUGAACAAGGAGCAAAUUAAAGAGGCAAUUCUGAUGGAGAUCCAGGACUUUCAUCAAAAUAAACAGAGCUGUCGCCAAAGACUGCAGUUCAGGCCCUUGGCGAGGGCAAACGUCAGCACUGCGGCACAAAGCAGAAACCAGCGUGAUGCUCAGCCCUCGACGGUUAACAUGAGCAAAUCAACACUGGUUCCAAUGGCACAACACCCGCAAGCAGCACAGAUACAGCAGCACAUAAGAGAAGUGAAAUCUCAACAGCAACAAGAUCAAACACCAGCAGAAGAGAACCACACUUUUACAAAUCAGAUGCAAACUUUUACUGAGACAGAAGUCGCCCCGCCUCAUGUGACCCAUAUUCUGCCUCCUCUUUCAAAAAGUGAAACUGGCCCGGUAGAUGUGGACAUGCCAAGUGCCAACUCAGACAGCGGUCAGCCAGAGACUAUCGACCUAACAACACCAGUGUCUAGUCAGGACACUCCACCAGAAACAAUGAGAGACAGUGAGGUUACAGAGCAGCUAACCAGCAGCAGUCAGGCUCCUCUGACUCAGCCCACCCAGAGCCAGUCCAUGACCCAGGCGCCCACCUCCAUUCCUGCAACGCCAGCACCCACAAUGACACCUUUACCCACCACUGUGCCCUCACUUUCUCUUUCAGUGGCACAGGCCCAGUCACUGUCUCAGUCCCUCUCACAGUCUCUGUCCAAGACUACCAGGCCUCCUCCAGGGGCAGGAGAGGGAGCCAGGAAAGAAGGAGCAAUUUCAGAGGAUACUAAAGCUGCACUUAAAGCGGCUUUACUGAAAUCAGCUCUGAGAAAUAAGGCCAGGGGUGACGGCGUUACCUCAGCUCUGGGCAUUGACUCCGGGGCAGGGGGAGGCGUAUCAUCCUCCCUGUCGUCUGCUUCUGACUUGCGUCGGCCUGUCACAGCCCAGGAGCGUCAACGAGAAAGAGAGGAGAAACGAAGGAAGAGGCAGGAACGAGCAAGAGAACGGGAGAGAAAAAUGAAGGAAAAGGAGAAAAGAGAAGGAAAACAGGGGGACUCGCUCUGCGGGGUCCUCCUGAGCGACUAUGACAAAAGUCUUCUGCAGCGUUGGACUCAGAUGAGGGACAGACGCAAUGAUAAACCGCAGAUUCCUAAUAAUGAUGGAGCAAAGAAUAAUGAGUGUAAUGUGAGCUCCCACAGGGGCGUUGAUGUUGGUGAUAACACUCAAGCAGCACUGGACAAUAAAACAGAAAAAGAGGCAAGGAAAAUUCAGCCUCAUGAACAGUUAAUCUCUCAGAUUAAACCAAACCAGCCGGCUUUGUUUCAGCCUCCCAGCAACCAGCAGCCUUCAAUACUUUUUCCAAUGAGCCAGAGGAAGCCCCAAGCCGAUAUAGUUGUUUCUGUUAGCGGUGGGCUGGAUAUAAUGACUGUCACUGGUGGCUUUGUUAAGAACAACACACUCAAACCUCACAGCGAGCGUAACGGACAAAGUGGUUUCAACUGUUUGGGGAAUUGGAGCGGCCCGCCACAGCAACAACAACCAAACAGAAAACCGCAGCCUCAAACGUCAAGCUUUCUUCAGCCACAGCUCCAACCUCAAUCUGACCCUCAACCUCCACCUCAGCUGCUUCCUCUGGAGAGUUUUUUGACCAAAGCUCCAACCGGAGAGAAAAACGGAAAGGAGGAUAUCAGAUGCCAUAAUAACCUCAACUCCCACCAUAACCCCUCGACUGCAAGUGCCGGUCAGCUGGAGAAGCUGUGUCCUCCUGUAGGAGAGAAACCUGGGCCGCAGACCACAAACUCUCUCUGUGGUGCUUUAGGUGUCCCCUCACAGCCCCAUCCCAGCCUCGGAUUCACUGAUACUGGACAGCAGGGACCCUCCAUGGCCCCAGAUAUUCACACAGUGACACUGCAGCUCUCCAAGUCCCAGGUAGAGGAUGUUCUCCCCCCAGUGUUCUCGGUCACCCCUAAAGGCAGUGGGGCUGGCUAUGGUGUGGGCUUUGACCUGGACGACCUUCUCAACCAGUCACUCACAGAGCUGCACCACUGCGACCGGGACAGGUACAGUCUGAUACAUUUCGACUCGGCGCCCCUGUCAGCCUCCCUCUUAUCUGAUUGGAACGAGGUUCACCGCAUGACUCCAGCUGAUCUGGAAUCACUGCAGCAGGAAUUGCAGCUCGGUUCUCCCAUGAUCCUCUCUGAUACAAUUCCCCAUGACGCCUGACUUAAAAGACAUUGCCUCUGAUUUUUGUACAAGUUACUUUCUUUCUAGCAUGACAUUUCUGAUUGCAGACUUAUCAAAUUAAUUUAAAUGCUAUUUUUAAAGGCAUCACUAAGCACUGUUUUUUUUUUUUACCAUGAUGACAUGAUGUGCUUUUUUUGUAAUAAAGAAAUCUGAGUCCUAA
Molecule: messenger RNA, 3673 nt
Organism: Labrus mixtus (cuckoo wrasse)
Lineage: Eukaryota; Metazoa; Chordata; Actinopteri; Labriformes; Labridae
Gene: mapk7
Product: mitogen-activated protein kinase 7
Exons: 7
Coding region: 133-3492 (1119 amino acids)
Biological process (GO): intracellular signal transduction; protein phosphorylation; cell surface receptor signaling pathway
Cellular component (GO): cytoplasm; nucleus
Molecular function (GO): MAP kinase activity; ATP binding
Source: RefSeq, a predicted model, not a curated record